Molecule: messenger RNA, 905 nt
Organism: Plectropomus leopardus (leopard coralgrouper)
Lineage: Eukaryota; Metazoa; Chordata; Actinopteri; Perciformes; Serranidae
Source: RefSeq, a predicted model, not a curated record
UAUUAGGCGUGCACUUCAUGUCCUCCACUGAGCUGCUGCAGAACACUUCGGUCCUGGCUGUGCUCCUCUUCCUGGCUUUAGUCCUGCAGCGGACCUUCCUGCAGGCCUCGUACUACGUCACCAUAGAGACGGGCAUCAACCUGCGGGGCGCCCUGCUGGCGAUGAUUUACAACAAGAUCCUGCGUCUGUCCACCUCCAACAUGUCCAUGGGGGAGAUGACUCUGGGGCAGAUCAACAACCUGGUCGCCAUAGAAACAAACCAGCUGAUGUGGUUCCUCUUCCUCUGCCCCAACCUGUGGGCCAUGCCCGUACAGAUCGUGAUGGGAGUGAUCUUGCUCUACUAUUUGUUGGGCUGCAGUGCUUUAGUCGGAGCGUCUGUCAUCGUUCUGCUCGCUCCUGUUCAGUAUCGAAUAGCGACCAAGCUGGCAGACACACAGAAGAGCACACUAGAGCACUCCACAGAUCGCCUGAAAAAGACCACAGAGAUCUUAAAGGGCAUCAAGCUGCUGAAGCUGUACGCCUGGGAGAACAUCUUCUGUGACAGCGUCGAGGAAACACGAGGCAAAGAGCUCACCUGCCUCAAGACCUUCGCUUUCUACACGUCCAUGUCCAUCUUUAUGAACGCUGCUAUUCCCAUCGCUGCCGUUCUUGCGACGUUCGUGACGCAUCAUUUCAUAAAUAAAGUCGGCCCCACGCCCUCUGAGGCCUUCGCGGCGCUGGCGUUGUUCCACAUCCUGGUCACCCCUCUAUUCCUGCUCUCCACUGUGGUCCGGUUCGCUGUCAAGGCUCUGGUCAGUGUCCAGAAGCUCAGUGAGUUUCUCCAGAGUGACGAAAUUGGAGACGACAGCUGGAGGAACGGAGACAUGUCUGUUUCCAUGGAAGCGGGAAAGAAACACCCUGGGAUG